This is a messenger RNA of Vicia faba (fava bean), 3621 nucleotides long. NCBI's taxonomy places the organism in Eukaryota, Viridiplantae, Streptophyta, Magnoliopsida, Fabales, Fabaceae. The record is from the annotation of a GenBank genome assembly.
AUGGACUCUUCAGCAAGGUUGGAUUCGAUUGUGUUUCAGCUCACACCAACUAGAACCAGGUUUGAUUUGGUAAUUACUGUGAAUGGAAAGAAGGAGAAAAUAGCCUCAGGUUUGUUCAACCCCUUUCAUUGCCACUUGAAGGUUGCUCGGGAUCAAAUGGCGAAGGGUGGUUAUUCAAUUGUUCUUGUGCCGGAACAUGGAAGCGAUGCCACAUGGUUUACCAGAGGAACUAUUGAAAGGUUUGUUCGUUUUGUGAGCACACCUGAGAUACUGGAACGCGUAUAUACUAUAGAAUCCGAAAUCUUACAAAUUGAAGAGGCAAUUGCAAUUCAAGGAAAUAACUUCAUUGGUAGCAUUGUGGAAGAAAACCAAAUAAAUCAAGAAAGUACCGAAGGGACUUUUGAAAGGACAAGAAGGAAGAUUAAUCAGAAUGGUAAUGCGGUGAAAGCAGUUGUUCCUUAUAAGCCACCUAAAGCAAACGGAAGCACCCGGUCUCAAGGAAAAUCAAAAGUUCAGAUUUUGAGAGUCCUGGAGACACGCAGCUCGUUGCUACAUAAAGAGCAAGGAAUGGCAUUUGCACGUGCUGUUGCUGCUGGUUUUGACAUUGUUUACAUACCAGAUUUGAUGUCAUUUGCUGAACGCUUUGAAGCAUCACGGUUGAUGGAUGCAUGUAGAAAAUUCACAUUUCUAUGGAGGAGAAAGCAUGAAAAUGGCCUAUUGCUUGAAAUUGAAGUUUCUGAAGUGACUCCUAAUCGUGCAGACUUCUCUGCAAUAAAUACAUCUGGCAUUGUACUUUCUGACAAUACGGUCGAUGCAUCCCACACCGAUAUAGGCUCAGAAAGUAAUGGUGAAAAAGCAAAUUCAGGUACCCAUAAUAUUCAAAGUCAAUUCACUCAUCAUGGAUUCUCCCCUUGGCCAGUUCAUUCUCCCCCGGAGGCUUUGCCAGUGUUUCAUCCGUAUCCGGUCGAUGGCGUAUCCUACUAUCCGACUUAUCCAGGAAACGGACCGCUUAUGCAAACCGGUUAUCCGCCUACUGAGGAUCCCGGACUACAUGCUGGUCAAAGUAUGCAACAUAGGAGACAUUCCAUGGAUAAUAGACACAACAAUACUGAAUCCGAAAAUUGGGACAGAGAUAAUUCGAAUACAAGGUUUCAGGAUGAAGUGGAAAUUGAGAGAGAAGGUUUGCAUACUGGAGACCGAAGAAAAAAGGCUAGUCGAUCAGACAGGCGUAAAUCUGGCACGAUGGUCAUACACAAUAUCAAUUGCAUAACAAAGACAGAACGUUCUUCUGGCAGUGGAUCAUAUUCUGAUUCUGCAACCGAAACUGAUGAAGAUAUUAAAGAAUCUGGGAAGACCUCAAAAAGAAGAGGAUCCGGUAAGGCAUCUUUGAAGAGGUUGAAUUCAAGAAAUAAAGAAGAAACAGACUAUGGAAAGGAAGCAGAUGGAGGACAUUGGAAUGUAUUUCAAAAUUAUUUAUUGAGCGGUGUAGAUGAAGGUAGACAUGCCAUUAACCGAGACCAGUUUGAAGUGGAAAAAGUCGAUCAUGUGAGAAAUAUAAAACAUGUUGCAACCGAUGAUCCUUUAGAAUUUACUGGUAAUUUACAUCCUUCAUCAGACGUGGCUGCUGUCAAUGGACCAGAUUCUUCAAACACUAAUUUGGAAAGAAAGCUGUUUCGUAAUGCGAAUGAUGACUCCUUCAUGGUUGAACACAGGGUCAAUGAACGGAAUAUUGAGAGAAAUGCUAUUGACAUGGACACAGAGUUCCCGAAGGUGCAUAAAAAGGAAGAAAAACCGAAAAUUUCCAAUUAUCAACCAGAUGAAUUGAGCUUAAUGCCUGAACGAGGAACUGAUAAAGGGUCAGUACGUUAUGACUGUGCACUAGACUACGAAAUGCAGGCCAAAUCUGUAAGUGGUUCUUCACAAGAAAAGAAGAACAAGGGGGAAUUGGCUCAGCACACCAAACCAGGAUCUAAGAUGUUGGAUAAGGAGCAGAAGUCGAAACCUAUUCCAAGUAGUUCUGAUAGAAAAAAGACCGUUGGGCCAAUAAGAAGAGGAAAAACUAAUAAACCAAGUCCAUUAGAUGAAGCACGCGCACGUGCUGAAAGACUACGAAACUACAAAGCCGAUCUCCAGAAAAUGAAGAAAGAGAAGGAAGAGGAAGAUAUAAAACGUAUAGAGGCUUUAAAGAAGGAGAGGCAAAAGAGAAUUGCUGCUAGGAGUAGCUCAGUCACCAGACUACCCACCAAGUCACCGAUGCCACCACAGCAAACAAAGAAACAGUUUUCGACGAAAUUUUUGCCAAGCGUGCAUAAAGGAUCAAAGUUUAGUGAUUCAGAGCCAAGGACAUCCUUACCCUUCCAAAGAUUUCCUAUCAGAGCUGCUUCUGGUGGAUCUAAUGAUUCUUCAAAAGCCUCGAAAACCGGAGGACUGAAUACUGGUAGCCACUCAGUUACAAGCAAAUUAAGGCGGUCAGUGCCUCCUCUGCCUGAACCUAAGCAAGAGAAGGGUGAUGGUGCAACCGAUAAGGCAUCAAUAACACGCAUUAGAAGACUCUCAGAACCUAAAAUGAGUACUGUUCGUCCGACUUCCUUAUUCAAAUCACAGAGCUCGAGGACAACUUCAAGGACUAGAGCAACUGAUGAGACCGAGAGAAGAAAAAUUUCGGCUAUUGUGAACUACGAUAAAGGAAAGAUUGCAACCCUUCCAGAACUGAAAAUCAGAAUAUCCAAAGAAAGUCACAGUGACAAGCCUUCUAUAAAUUCAGAAGGUGCCUUGCAGAAGAAAAGUGGAAUGGAACUUUCAUCCAUGGAUGAUGGAGAUGACAAUCCUAUUAUUGAUAAGAAUAUUGUGAUGCUUGAGUGUGAAAAACCUUGUGCCCCUGAUAUUAAUGACAAGAAAUCAAGAGAAAAAUUAGCAAUAGCAAAGAGACAGUUUGACAAUGGUAUAGUAAUGGAGAAAACUGAGACCGUAUCAAGUUAUGAUGCUGUUUGUGCACCGACUUCAUCCUUAAGAGCAAAUGUGGUAGACAUAGAAGCUUUGGAGAACCAAUCACAAGUAAAACCCGUAUCCUUGAAGGUUAAAAUGAAUAAUACAGUGAAAGAAUCUUCAAAAUCAUCUAGUACAAGCACUCGUGUUGCUGAGGAAACAUAUCGUGCCUCAUACUCUCGAGGUUCUUUGUUGGAAAGUCGUUUUACACGAAACUCUGAGCAUGGUAAAGCACCUCCCGCAAGCUUGGAGACUGCAUCGAUUGGUGUGGAGACUUUUAGAGCACAUGCGUCCGAGACUAGAAACUCUACACUUGCAAAGAUUCCUGAGGUAAAUGAGAAUCCUCAGGUGAAGGAGUCGCCGAAAGGGUUAAGACGGCUGUUAAAGUUUGGAAGAAAGAAUCACAAUGCAUCUAAUGGGCGCAACAUGGAAUCAAAUCAUGCCAUCAUUGAUGGUUCUGAAGCAAAUGAAAUUGGAGCAAACGGCUCCUCCGGUGAAGUUUUCACUUUGAAGAAUUUGCUCUCUCGAGAUGAAACUCAUUCGACCAACGCAGCUCCUCAAAAGUCUACUCGCUCUUUCUCCUUGUUAUCAUCGUUUCGAAGCAACAUCAGAGAGAAAAAGAUAAUGAUGGCUUGA